AUGACAAAAAGGAAAAAGAAUAUAAGAGUAGUAAAGGAAGGGUAUAAUAGAAAUCCCUGUGAAGCUCAUAUGAAGAGCAAACGUAAAUGUCCAUCAUCGUGUCCUGGUCGUGAUAAUAUUAUCGCUGACAACGAAGAACUGGACGAAAAUGCAAAAAUUCAUUUCUUAAAGGGCAAGAAUAUAGAUUUUAAUAAUAGAGAAACUAUUAUCAUUCCUACUGGAGAUAUUAUCGGCGGAUUUCCAACCUCCUCAUCAAAUAAAAAAAAUACUAUCAACGAUUUUGAAGACUUGAAAAAAAUAAACUCCAAGAACAAUCUGUCGAAUGAAAAUUUUCUAGAGGAUAGCUUUACUUAUCGAAUGAUGAAAGAACCUUCCAUUCCUUGGGUUGAAACACCAUGGCACGAAAUUAAAAAAUGUAUUUUUACAAAAAGGUUGGGCUGUGAGUGUGGAAGUACAUAUUAA
Molecule: messenger RNA, 462 nt
Organism: Entrophospora sp. SA101
Lineage: Eukaryota; Fungi; Glomeromycota; Glomeromycetes; Entrophosporales; Entrophosporaceae
Source: the annotation of a GenBank genome assembly